This is a messenger RNA of Acanthisitta chloris (rifleman), 1420 nucleotides long. Its product is annotated as chloride channel protein ClC-Kb-like. The record is from RefSeq and is a predicted model, not a curated record. Gene Ontology annotation, cellular component: membrane. Gene Ontology annotation, biological process: chloride transport; transmembrane transport. NCBI's taxonomy places the organism in Eukaryota, Metazoa, Chordata, Aves, Passeriformes, Acanthisittidae. Gene Ontology annotation, molecular function: voltage-gated chloride channel activity.
AUGCGGCGAUUGGGAGCUCGGGAGUGGUGGGGGGGGGGGGAAACCCGGCUUGCUCCGGCCGGAGCGGGUCCGCCGGCUUCGUCAAGGUCGUUUUUAAUUAGCUUGUUUGCAACCUCAGUCCUGCAGUGAAGGCUGAGGCAGGAGGAAGGGUGAGGGGGUGCUAAAAGAAAAGGACGUAUUGUCCCCAGAAAGGUCCCCAGGAUGGAGUGCCCUGUCCCCGGGGGGCUGCAGGGAGUGAAGGAGGAGGAGAGGGUGCUGGUGUCGGAACACAUCUUCAUCAUGGGGGUCCUCAUGGCCACCAUUAGCUUCAUGAUGGACCUCGUCGUCUCCAGGCUCUAUGCAGCCCACUGCUGGCUUUACCAAGAGGUUGGGGACUUCGGAGUGCUCAAGUACCUCUCGGGACCAUGGACCAUGUACCCCACGGCGCUGGCAGCCUUCUCCACUGGCUUCUCCCAAAGCAUCACACCGCACUCGGGAGGCUCUGGCAUCCCAGAGUUGAAGACCAUCCUGAUGGGUGUGGUGCUAGAGGACUACUUGGCCAUCCAGAACUUCGGAGCCAAGGUGGUGGGGCUGACCUGCACCCUGGUGUGUGGUAGCACCCUUUUCCUUGGGAAAGUGGGUCCCUAUGUCCACCUCUCUGCCAUGGCUGCGGCAUAUUUGGGGAAGAUGAGGACCUCAGUCACAAGGGAGUACGAGAACAAGUUCAAGCAGCAUGAAAUGUUGGUGGCAGCACAAGCCGUCGGGGUGGCCACAGUCUUUGGGGCACCCAUCAGUGGGGUGCUUUUCAGCAUUGAGGUGAUGUCCUCCCACUUUGCUGUGCGGGAUUACUGGCGUGGCUUUUUUGCUGCCACCUGUGGUGCCUUCAUGUUUCGCCUCCUUGCUGUCUUCAACAACGAGCAAGAAACCAUUGCUGCUGUUUUUAAGAGUGACCUCAAGAUUGAUUUUCCCUUUGACCUGCUGGAGACCUUCUUUUUUGUGAUUUUGGGGGCCAUCUGUGGGGUCGUGGCCUGUGCCUACCUCUUCUGCCAGCGCUGGAUGAUGGUGGCUGUCAAGAAGAACCAGCUGACAGCCAAGCUGCUGGCCACCGACAAGCCUGUGUACACAGUGCUGGUGGUGCUGCUCCUCGCCUCCAUCACCUUCCCGCCUGGGCUGGGGCAGCUGAUGGCCUCCAGGCUCACCAUGAAGCAGUAUCUCACCUCCCUCUUCGACAACCGCACGUGGAGCAUGCAGGUCUCCAACCACUCCCAGGUGGCUGACCCCCUCAGCGUGGACUCUGGAGGACUCUGGCGGGAGUGGGAUCACCCCUCUGCCACCAUCUUCGGCACCUUGGCCUUCUUUCUGCUGAUGAAGUUCUGGAUGCUGAUUCUGGCCGCCUCCCUGCCCUUGCCAGCCGGAUACUUCAUGCCCAUCUUCAUCUACG